AUGGCGACAGGAGUAGACGCAAGGCUCUUGAAGUCUACGAAGUUUCCGCCAGAAUUCAAUCAGAAGGUGGACAUGCAAAAGGUCAACUUGCAGGUCAUCAAGAAGUGGAUAGCCAGCAAAAUCUCCGAGAUCCUUGGAGGCGAAGAUGAUGUCGUGAUUGAGCUCUGCUUUGGGUUGAUAGAGGGUUCCCGAUUCCCGGACAUCAAAGGUCUCCAAAUCCAAUUGACGGGAUUCCUCGAAAAGGAAACCGCGCCUUUCUGCAAAGAGCUCUGGAAGCUCUUCCUUAGUGCUCAGGCCAGUCCCCAGGGUGUGCCCAAGGAGCUGCUCGAAGCCAAAAAGCUUGAACUCAUCCAGGAGAAGAUUGAAGCAGACAGAGUUGCCGAGGAGUCCCGUCGCCGUCGCGAAGAUGCAGAUCGGCGACAAUCCCAAGGAGGAGACCCAAGAGAACGCCGCGACUGGGGACGAGGGCGAGGAGAUCCCGAUCACCGGGGUGGAGCCGCGAGCAUCGAGGUCAUCGAGCUGAAAACCGAGGAUAUCAGAGAGACAGUUAUGUCCCAAAUAGCCAUCGUGGCACUGGCCUCCGAGGCGGCGCCGCAGGUCGUCGUCGCAGAAGUACGCGAUCACCGUCUGCUGAAGGUUCAUCGCCCCGAGAACGUCGCACUCCAAGUCAAGAUGGCCCAAGACACCGAGGUCAACGUUCUCCUAGUCCCGGUCCCCGGCUCAGAUCUGGUUCUCCGUCCAGACAGGCCAAGCCUCGAAAACGUUCAAGGUCUUCUACAAGACAAAGCAAGCCAAUCUUUGCUCGCGAUGAGGAAGAUUGUCGGUCACGAUCUGCUUCUAGAAGCCGUGAGUCGCCUGAGGAGCGAGGCCGUCGGUCACGCCGUUCGCACACACCCUCAUCGCCUGCAGCAUCCCGGUCUCGCAGCCGCAGCCGCAAUCCCAGACGCCCUUCAAGUCAAAGCCGUGACGGUCGUGCCCGAUCCAGAAGUUGUUCUCAUCAUCGCCGAGAUCUCUCUCCCAACAGCGGCAAGGGGCGACCAAGACACCGUCGUGAUCGAUCACGCUCUCUAUCCUCUUCCCGCUCAAGAAGUCAUUCGAGACAACGACGUCACAGACGCCGCUCUUCGUCCAGCUCUUCGUCGUCUAGACUUCGACUGCAACAGCCAGGCGCAAUAA
Messenger RNA from Verticillium nonalfalfae, 1176 nucleotides. RefSeq names its product Serine/arginine repetitive matrix protein 1 (gene SRRM1). Lineage: Eukaryota; Fungi; Ascomycota; Sordariomycetes; Glomerellales; Plectosphaerellaceae. The record is from RefSeq and is a predicted model, not a curated record. The coding region runs from base 1 to 1176 and encodes 391 amino acids. Gene Ontology annotation, biological process: regulation of mRNA splicing, via spliceosome; mRNA processing. Gene Ontology annotation, molecular function: RNA binding. The transcript has 6 exons. Gene Ontology annotation, cellular component: spliceosomal complex.